UGGAGCCGGUAGGCAGGCAGUCGGCCAGUGCCGUGCGGAGAGGGCCGGGUGGCAUGGCGGCGGCCCCGCUACGCGCUCUAGCAGUGGCCGGUGGAGGCGAGAGUAGCGAGAGUGAGGAUGACGGCUGGGAGAUUGGGUAUCUCGACCGGACAGCUCAGAAAUUAAAAGCACCGUUACCUGUUGAAGAAAGGCAGGAAACAUUUAAGAAGGCUUUGACCACAGGCAAUAUUUCAUUGGUCGAGGAGCUCCUAGAUUCUGGCAUCAGUGUCGACACCAGCUUUCAGUAUGGGUGGACUUCCCUGAUGUAUGCUGCAAGUGUUUCCAACGUGGAGCUGGUUCGGGUCCUUCUGGACAGAGGUGCUAAUGCAAGCUUUGAUAAGGAUAAGCAAACUGUUUUGAUUACUGCAUGUUCUGCUCGUGGCUCAGAGGAAAAGAUCUUGAAGUGUGUAGAGCUACUACUUUCAAGAAAUGCUGAUCCAAAUGUCGCUUGUAGGAGACGUAUGACGCCGAUCAUGUACGCUGCCCGUGACGGCCGUCCUCAGGUGGCUGCUCUCCUUGUUGCUCGUGGGGCAGACGUUAAUGCCCAGGAUGAGAACGGCUAUACCGCUUUAACAUGGGCAGCACGUCAGGGUCAUAAAAAUGUAGUUUUGAAGUUGCUUGAACUUGGAGCUAAUAAAAUGAUACAAACCAAAGAUGGAAAGACACCAAGCGAAAUUGCAAAAAGAAAUAAACAUCUAGAGAUCUUCAAUUUGCUUUCCUUGACUUUAAAUUCUUUGGAAGGAAAGUUUCACCAGAUAACUAAAGAAGAGUCUAUUUGUAAACUAUUGAGAACAGAUUCUGAUAAAGAAAAAGAUCACUUAUUUAGUUCAUAUACAGCAUUUGGAGAUCUGGAAUUAUUUUUACAUGGUCUUGGACUUGAACAUAUGACAGAUUUAUUGAAGGAAAGGGAAAUAACUUUAAGACACCUUUUGACCAUGAGGAAAGAUGAGCUUGCAAAGAAUGGAAUUACCAGUAGAGAUCAGCAGAAAAUUAUGGCUGCCCUUAAAGAACUGGAAGUAGAAGAGAUAAAAUUUGGAGAAUUACCUGAAGUGGCAAAGUUGGAAAUCAGUGGUGAUGAGUUCCUCAACUUUCUUCUGAAAUUAAACAAACAGUGUGGCCAUUUAAUAACAGCUGUACAGAACAUUAUUACCGAGUUGCCUGUAAAUUCUCACAAGAUAGUACUAGAAUGGGCUUCUCCCCGGAAUUUUACUUCAGUUUGUGAAGAACUUGUUAGUAAUGUUGAAGAUUUGAGUGAAGAGGUCUGCAAACUAAAAGACUUAAUUCAGAAGUUACAAAAUGAACGAGAAAAUGAUCCAACUCAUAUACCGUUAAUGGAAGAAGUAUCUACAUGGAAUAGUAGAAUUUUGAAGAGGACAGCUAUUACAGUAUGCGGAUUUGGGUUUCUUCUUUUCAUCUGCAAGCUAACUUUUCAGAGAAAAUAACCCUAAUAUUUGUUUUUAUAACUUAUGUGUUCUUUAUUUAAAUUACCUAAAAAUGUUGCUUUUAACUAUUUGUCACACUGUAACUACAUUCUUUGCUGGAACUCUGUAGGAAGAAUUAUGAUAGUGUAGAGCAGGAUGGUCUUCUGUUUGUCAGUUUGAAUUGAAAAUAUAACUUGUUAAAUUUUUAUGUUCAUUUUGAUCAAGCAGUAAAUUAUAAGUGAUUUUUAAGUUUAAUCCUAUCCUAUGACUGUAAAUCACAUUCAAAAUAAAAGUUUUAUCUAAUAUUCUUUGACAUUUAAAAAAGUAUGUUCGUUUGUUACAGUGAAUCUACAGAAUGUGUAAAGUGUUCAUAAACAGUAGCUUUCUCUUAGUCUGUGUCUUCCCUUUCCGUUAUUAUGUAGUAAGGACUUUCUUAUUUAGUUUUUUUAGUUAUAUAUCAUUAUGUAGAAAUUAUUAAUUUGAGAAUAUUUUAGAGAAUGCAGAGUAUAGAUAAAAGGUGAAAAUUUUUAAUCAUUUAUUAAAAACAGGAAAAAUAUUUUAAAUGUAAAUUUUAAAAAGCAGAAAAUUUAGAGAGUAGUGUGGAAAGCCCAAAGCACAUUAGAAUUUUUUAUGUAGUGUACUUUUGGGAACAUAUGACAUGUACUGCGUGUAACAUUCUUGGGGAUGGUAUGAAAGUGAAUGGCAUUUGGCAUAUAAUUUCUCAUACCAAUCUAAAGAAGUAAUGCAUGAUUUCUUUAUGAGUUUUUUUUUUCAAAAUCAAAAAUAAUAUUCAGAUUAUAAAAGUGAAAAGGCAGGCCUAAUUUAGCAGAAGUAUAGUAGUUAAAUCUAGCUUUAUUUAGUACCACUUAGAUGCAGUUUAUACACAGUUAUUGAAAGGUAAACAUCAAACAAAGAAGAAGAAAAUUGUGGAAAAGAACAGCAUGAGGAAUAUUAUUAGUAGCACUAGUAGCUCUUGGUUAUACCAAAGCAGCAAGGUUUGAGUCAUUUUUUUUUUCUGAGAAUUACUCAACCAUACAUUUUUGGAAGGAAUUGGUGUCCGACAUUUUAACCUAAGUGCCACAGCAAGACAUUUUUUUUCUGAUAUCCCUCAUUUAAAUUUAAGGCUUCAAGUCUUAGAACUAAAGUAGAGAAUGGUUAAUAGGUACUUCUUUUAACACAGAUCAUGUUUCACUACCAGCCCAGUGCUCAGGCAAACAGAGGUGUUUAAUAAAUGUUACUUUUACUUUCCUUUAAAAAAAAAAAAAAAGAAACCUGUAGGAAAGUGACAGACAUACUACCUGUUUAUUUACAGUAUCUCUUACAUCAGUUCAUCUUUAAAGACCAUCAGUUGGCUAGAUGCAUUGCUAAAUUUUUUCCCUAACCAAACCAAACUAUGCAUCUCUUAAAUAGUAAGACAAACUAUGAAAAUGCAGAUUGAUAAAAUAUUUGCUUUCCAUAAGGAUAUAUAGCACAAUUCCUUAAAAUAUUGAUGUUUUAGUAGUAGCGGUGGUAAUAAUAAUCUGUCCCAGUAUAUGUCAAAUAUAAUUAGCCAUUCAGGGAAAAGAAGUACUGUAAAGUCCAUUGUAUCUGCAUUUUCUGAGUAUUUUCAUUCCCUUGACAAAUAUAAUUUUCAAAUUACAGACUGAGAAUAAGUAGGGCAGCAUUUGUUGUGAUUAGUUAAAUUGUUUCUUCCUGGGUAAAAUAAACUUUUUCUCCUGGUUUAAAGUUAGUUAUUUUAUCUUGUGUUUAAGUCCCUUUUUACUCUGAUUAUUUGACUUAAUUACAGUGCUUCACUAUGAGGGAGGCACGGUAUAACUUCUGGAAUAUUCAUUCUUUUAUAAGAUAGCUCAGUAAAAAUCAUUUAUCUUCCUUUUAUAGAACAAACUCAGUGGAGAACCUUCCUAAAACCACAGACAGAAGUGGUGUAAACCUAAUUUUAAUUCUACGUACUUGAAAAAAUUAAAACUUUAUUUUUUAUUAAUUGGUAGUUAGUUAGGAUCAGAAAAUGUUCCUGUACCUUUGGAAUCAACUUUGAAGCUCAAAUAACUCAUUAUAAGCACUGGUUAGAAUGCAGGUAUCUUUCAAAAAAAAAAGGAUGCUUGCUUGCCACUCUCCUCCAGCACCAUGCUUAGGGCCCUCCAGCAGUUCUAUUCCACGUCCCUGGUCUAUUCACUCACCUUUUUAUUUCUCAAUCAGACUUCUAAGACCUCUUUCUCUUGAUCUCAUUCUUAAAUAAUGGCCUUGCUUCUUAAUGUCCUGGGAAACAGAAUCAGUUAAAGAGGAACUUCCACACUGGGUUUCCUUUAGUUAUGUCAGCAAAUUCUUUUUGUAAAGGACCAGAUACUAAAUAUUUUAGCUUUUGCAGCCCAUAUGGUCUGUGUCACAGCUUUUUAACAUCGCCACUGUAGUGCAUUGCAGACAGUACAUAAAUUAAUAGAUGUGGCUGUGCUACAAUAAAACUUUACAAAUACAGGUGAUUUCCUGGAAUCAGCCCACCAAGCUAUUGAUUGCCAACCUCAGUCUAAUGUCAUACAGUUACAAAUAUGAAUUAAAAAUAAAA
Molecule: messenger RNA, 4020 nt
Organism: Cervus elaphus (red deer)
Lineage: Eukaryota; Metazoa; Chordata; Mammalia; Artiodactyla; Cervidae
Gene: ASZ1
Product: ankyrin repeat, SAM and basic leucine zipper domain containing 1
Exons: 13
Coding region: 54-1481 (475 amino acids)
Biological process (GO): piRNA processing
Cellular component (GO): pi-body
Molecular function (GO): protein binding
Source: RefSeq, a predicted model, not a curated record